This is a messenger RNA of Mizuhopecten yessoensis (Yesso scallop), 2007 nucleotides long. RefSeq names its product L-asparaginase-like. Gene Ontology annotation, biological process: amino acid metabolic process. Bases 16 to 1992 code for a protein of 658 amino acids. The record is from RefSeq and is a predicted model, not a curated record. NCBI's taxonomy places the organism in Eukaryota, Metazoa, Mollusca, Bivalvia, Pectinida, Pectinidae. Gene Ontology annotation, molecular function: asparaginase activity; protein binding. The transcript has 15 exons.
UUCUCCACAAUCAACAUGGCAGACGAAGGUGCCAAGUCUAGUGCGAUGGAAGACGACCUGUUUCAGCGGCGGAGUAAGCUUGCUACUGCGGGGGUAGCGGAAUCUGUAGAGCAGGAACAAGAAGCAAAAGUUCUAGUGCUUUUUACAGGAGGAACGAUUGGCAUGAGAACAAACCGAAGUGGAGGAAAAGCAUUUAGAUUUCAGAACCAGCGGACACCAGUGUAUGAGCCAGAAUCAAAUUACAUGAUCCCUGAGCUGAGGAAGUUACCCAUAUUCCAUGACAAAGACUACGCUGAGAAGCAACUGAUGGAGGAAGAAAAAGAUCUACUCGUUAUGCCUAACAGGGGCAUAGGGAACUGUCUUCACAAGCCCACGGAGAAUGACACACGACUGAUGAGAAGUGGACGAAGGGUGAAAUACUACAUAAAGGAGUACAACCCUCUAUUGGACUCGAGCAACAUGAACAUGAGUGACUGGUCAAAGAUAGCCAAUGACAUAUCGACUUUCUAUGAUGACUAUGAUGGGUUUGUAAUCCUCCAUGGAACUGACACUAUGGCUUACACAGCUUCUGCUUUAUCCUUCAUGUGUGAGAACCUUGGUAAACCGAUCGUCCUUACAGGGUCACAAAUUCCGAUAUUUGAGGUGAGAAGUGACGGGAGAGAUAACUUCCUGUCAGCACUGGUGGUGGCUGGACAGUUUUGUAUACCAGAGGUGUUAGUGUUGUUUGGGAACAAGGUGUUGAGGGGCAAUAGGACCAUUAAGAAUGACUCAGGUAGUUUUGAUGCUUUCAUAUCACCCAACAUAGCAGCUAUAGCAGAGCUUGAGACAGACAUCACAGUUGAUUGGUCCCUUGUGUUUAGAAGUGGUACCACAGAAAAGUUCCGUAUCCACUGUGGAAUGUGUCAGAAUGUGGGUCUAUUAAGACUUUUUCCAGGCAUCUCGGAACAGCUGGUGCGAUUGUUUCUCCAGCCACCAAUGCAGGGAGUGGUCCUUCAGUCGUACGGGGCUGGUAACGCCCCCGACAACCGCCCAGAACUUUUAAAGGCCAUAGAAGAGGCCAUCAAUAUAGGAGUGAUAAUCAUUAAUAUCACACAGUGUACCCGAGGGUAUGUGGAUGCUACUUAUGCCACAGGAAAGGCACUUUAUGAUAAGGGAGUGAUACCUGGGGGCGAUAUGACAGCGGAGGCAGCUCUCACCAAACUCUGCUACGUACUCAGUAAAAGCUCGCCUUUGGAAGACAAGCGUAAGAUGAUGAAAAGAAACCUGCGAGGAGAAGUCCGCUCUCUCCACAUUGAGGAUAUUUCCAUUCUGGACUUUGAGUUGAUCGACUCUGUGGCUAAGGCUCUCAGUAUCAGCACUAAGGAGGAAACUGUAAAGCUGAAAGAUGCUCUCUAUCCUAAUCUGAUGUGUGCUGCUGCCAAGAGUAACGAUGUCCAGGCCCUGGAGAGACUAAGGACCACUGGUGGCAAUUUGUCAGCUGGAAACCAAGAUGGACGAACAGCAUUACACGUGGCUUCUAGAGAAGGCCACCUGCCUGUAGUACAGUACCUCCUCCACCACGGGUCAACAAUCCACACAAAGGACCAGCAUGACCACACCCCUCUCAAUGAUGCCAUCAUCAGUAAAAACCAUCAGAUCAUCACCCUGCUGGUCAGGACUGGUGCCCACCUUACCAUGCAUCCAAUUCGCAUCGCAAUGGAGCUGUGCAGCGCUGCAGCACGGGAUGAGGUGAGCACGCUUCAGGCCUGGAGAGCAGCAGGCGCCGACCUCAACAUGGCCGAUUACGACAAGAGGACGCCGCUACAUGUGGCAGUGGGUACCAAGAAGCUGAGUGCUGUGAGCUAUUUGUUGGAAAAUGGUGCUAGGUGGGAUACCAAAGACAUUUUUGAAAACACAGCCGAAAUGCAGGCAAGGAAACCGGGAUAUGAGGAAAUCCUCCCUCUUAUAGAGAAAAAGAUACAUGAUGAGAAAGCUGGGGCCCUAACUUCUUAGAUGUGGCACUACAAG